AGUGCUCAGUGCUCAGUUCUCAGCUUCAGUUCGCUUCGCUUCAGCUUUCAGUUCGCAGUCAGUUUGUCAACGGGUCGCAUGCGUGUUCGGAAAAUCGCGCAAGGCGAGUGUUAUUGUGGAAUAUCGUAAGCUAAGGCAAAUUCAAAUACCCCUAAAGUGCAGUGCCUGUGUGCAGUGAUAUACCUUGAAAUCUCCACCAAGGAACGCAUAAAAAGAAGGAAUUAUCAUGGCCUACGGUUCAACAGGCUGCCUCUUGCUGGGCCUUUUCUCCUUGCUGAUGGUUUUCAAUACAGCCUCCGCGGUGCUGCGAUGCUGGCGCUGUUCGACGGACGUCUCCAAUGGCGAGUUCUGCAACGAUCCCUUCAUGCCGGAGACCAUUUCGGAGCAGCAGCGGUACUGGAGCUACGUGAACUGCACCUACUCGGUGGGCGCCAAGUCGGUGAAUGCCCGGCCCGUCUGCAAGAAACUGGUGCAGGAAGUCUACGGCAAGCGGGUGAUUUCGCGUUCCUGUUUUUACGAGGACAUGGACGACUCGGCGGACAAGUGCGCCAAUGACCAGACAUCGUCCUACAUAAAAACCGUCUACUGCCGCACCUGCACCACGGACGGAUGCAACGGAGCCAGUGGCGCCACUCCACGAGUCCUGCUGCUCAUGCUGCCCCUGUUGCUGGCAGCAGCCUUCCGGCACUUGCCGCUGUGCAAAUGAGCCAAAGGAUCUGGCCCGGACUUAACUGCGGGACUUCAGGCUGAAGUUGAACUGGCCGGGAAUUUCGGUGCUUAGCCCGGACUUAACUGAAUUUCUUCAACAAGUUUUAGUCACUUUGCCCUCACGAAUCUGCACAAAUCACAGACGAACAGGAUGCCCCGGUUGGGGAAAGCCCGUCCAUCGGGGUCACCCUUUCGACAUCAUCCGCGUAAAUGUUACUGGGUCACCUCAGCCACGAAAAAUCAAACAGUUACUCGUAGUCAGUACUCUACACCCAUCAUAAAUCACUCGAUCACACUUAACUUUGUUGUAAUAUGUAAUAUCAUGUAAUAUCUUUAUUAUUGUAUUUGUAAUUGAACGGACAGAGCCUAAGGGCGCUGCCUGAACGUAUAUAAAUAAAUCGUAAUUAGAUGGUA
This is a messenger RNA of Drosophila simulans, 1122 nucleotides long. RefSeq lists its product as uncharacterized. Gene Ontology annotation, biological process: positive regulation of voltage-gated potassium channel activity; regulation of synaptic transmission, cholinergic; sleep. Lineage: Eukaryota; Metazoa; Arthropoda; Insecta; Diptera; Drosophilidae. The record is from RefSeq and is a predicted model, not a curated record. The transcript is spliced from 3 exons. Bases 227 to 706 code for a protein of 159 amino acids.